Drosophila hydei is the source of this 740-nucleotide messenger RNA. RefSeq names its product probable 28S ribosomal protein S26, mitochondrial (gene mRpS26). The transcript is spliced from 2 exons. The record is from RefSeq and is a predicted model, not a curated record. Gene Ontology annotation, cellular component: mitochondrial small ribosomal subunit. The coding region runs from base 82 to 723 and encodes 213 amino acids. NCBI's taxonomy places the organism in Eukaryota, Metazoa, Arthropoda, Insecta, Diptera, Drosophilidae.
GAUAGUUUAUAUCAGACUAUCGAACGUGGUUUGAUGCCGUAACAACACAGAAAUAUAAAAGUUAGAUUUCUAAAAGAAAAUAUGCUGCGCGCAGGUUGCCAAUUGUUCAAUCAGUCAACUGUGGCGGCUGCCAAAACUGGCAGCAAUAACUUUGCAUUGGAGUUUGUCAGGUGGCGCCGCAAGCCGCGUUGGUUGCCGGUGGCCAAGAGCAAACUAUUCCGCGUGCCAGAGCGCAAGAAGCAGAGCGAAGAAGAGCGCACGGAGCUGAUGCGGCUGCACAAUCACUACAAAACCCAGUUGCGCUCAGUGCGUCAAUAUUUGCGGGAAGAGGUUGUGCGACAGCAGGAGACAUCGACAGCGGAUCACAUAGUGCUUACGCCCGAGCAGGAGGAAGCAGAGUUCCAGCGCUGCGUUGAGAUAAACGCUGCAUGGAACGCCAAAAUAGCCAUCGAACGAGAAAAGCGUUUGGCCAAGGAGCGCGAGGAGAAAGUGGCCUACGUACAGGAGCGCCUCGAUGCGCGCAGAGUGCGUGAGGAGGAGCGACGUGAGCGCGCCGACGAGCGUGUACGCUUCGAAAUCGAACAGUCGAAGUCAUUCAUCACACGUGAAAAUCUGGAUGCGGCAAUCGAAACGGCUUUGGCCAACCCCGUGGAUCACAACUUUGCCAUCGACUUGGCGGGCAACAUGAUCAAGGGGCGUAGCACGCAGCCGUCAAGCAACUAGAACUAAAUAUUUGUUUC